This is a messenger RNA of Dermatophagoides farinae (American house dust mite), 3858 nucleotides long. RefSeq names its product NDT-like domain-containing protein raw (gene raw). Gene Ontology annotation, cellular component: plasma membrane. Lineage: Eukaryota; Metazoa; Arthropoda; Arachnida; Sarcoptiformes; Pyroglyphidae. The record is from RefSeq and is a predicted model, not a curated record.
AUGGCACUUUUCGACAUCAUGACAAUUGUGGCUUUGGCAUACAUCAUCAUCAACAAUCAUAGCCACUACUAUUCUGCCAUCAUUAUCAUCAAUGUAAAGGAAAUUGUAAUUGUACAAAAGAAGAACGACGUCAUCGUCGUCAUGGUGAACAUGUAUGGAUUCAUGGAUUUUGGACUCAUUUUAGGCGCCAUUUUUUCAAUCGAAUCUACGUUAAAAUUCCAAUUGGAACAACCUAUAGGAAAACAACUGUCACAAUCAUUAACAUCAUUAUCGAAAACAUCCGAUAAAACAUUGGCAACAUUGGUUUCAACAAGCGUCAAACAUCGUCAUGAUCAUCAUGAAAAAAGUAUUAAAUGCCAAAAGAACAAGAAGCAAUCGUUGAUUGCAAUCAAUGUUCAACAACCACAGCAACGAAAACGUUUCUGUUCAUCAUCUUUAUCGAAAACUUCAUCAUCAUUUGAUGAAAUUAAACAACCAUCAAUUAACAAUAUCGAUAACAUUCAAUACGAACAAAAACAAGAACAAUCAGAAUCAUUCAUCAUUAACAAAAAACAGGCAAACGUGGAUAGUUGCUAUUUUUCUGGAAGUGAUUCUUCAUUAUCAUCGACAUCUAGUAUCGAAGAUAUUAAUCAAUCAUCUAUGAAAAUGUCACCAUCAUUGCCUUUGCCAUUUGUAUAUGGUGAAUUGACAAGACGUUGGCAUGAUGCUUGGUUAUUAGAUAACACAAACGACAGAGGAAAUAUUAAUAGGAAGGAAAUAAACACGGCCACUGUCAAAUAUGAUGAUGAUGAUGAUGAUGAUGAUGAUGAUUGUGAUAUUAAUGUUAAUCAUCAUCAUUUUAUGACGAAACAAAACUCAAUUGCUUUUGACAAACAAAAAUAUGUACAAUCCAAAUCAAACAAUUAUAAUAACAAUGAUGGCAAUAAUUGUAAUAAUAAUAAUCAUAAUAAUAAUCCUGUUACAUAUCAACGACGUUUGAUUAGAGAUAUUCAAUCAAAAUUUCAUUUUAUUGAUCUUUAUCCAACUGAAUCACAAAUUUAUGAAAUGAUACAAUUUGCAUCGAAAUGUUCUCGACGUAAAACAUUGCAUACAAUUUCUGAAGCGGCCACAACAGAAGCAAUUAAUGUCAAACAAUCGAAUAAUAAUAAUAAACCAGCUGAAACUGGAUUAACAUUUGGAGAGUUUUGUUUUUUUGCCAGUGUUUUAACAACAAAUGCUCGUGCAUCACAUAAUUCACGUCAAUUCAUGUCGAAUCAUGUGUCGCCAAUUCGUAUGGAACAUUUUCAACAACAAACAUCCAAUCAUGGUUUUUCAGCUGCUGUAGCUCAUUAUAAUAAUCGUAAUAGCAAUCAAACACCGGGUCAUUAUAGUUAUCCUCAUCUACGUGGUGGCUAUCCUAGCCAUCAUCGAACUAGUCUAGUCGACGGUCAUGUUAAUUCUAAUCCAAACAAAUUUGAUAUUUUUCUUGGCGGCUCCUGUAACCCAACACGUUGGCGUUUAGAUCUGGUGAUGCCCGAGUUGAAAAAGAAAUGUCUCACCUAUUAUAAUCCACAAGUCGAUCAUUGGGGACCAGAACUUAUUGAAAUGGAAAGCUAUGCCAAACAAAAUUCUGAUGUAUUAUUUUUUGUUGUCGAUAAUCAAACACGUGCCAUUGCAUCGAUGAUUGAAGUUGCAUUUAUUGCUGCAUCAUCGAGAAAAUUGAUUCUGGUCAUUAUUGAUCUCGAACCAUGGUCUGAACAAACAACCAUUGGUGAUGAUCAUAUUUGUAAAGAAGAAUAUGAAUAUUUACGUCGUGGUCGUCAAUAUCUUCGUGAUAUUGUAGAACGUGAAGAAAUCCCUAUAUUCUGUGAUAUUUCUAAAGCUCUUCGUUCGGCUAUUCAAAUUCUUGAUGAAAAUGUUUGGCCACAAGAUUUAGCUCAUAGUGAUGAUGUCAUACCAGUGAAAAAUGGACGAAUUUCAUUGGGUGAAAAAAUUAUUCAAGUUAAUCAUGUAUAUAAUCAAUCGAGAAAUUCUAAAGAAGAAGUCACGAUGAAAGAAUUGAGUUUUGCUUAUCUUAGUUGGACACGACGAGUUAUAACAUCGGAUUUGUUGAGACAAAUCGCUAGAUGGCAUUUAGCUCAAAAAUCAUCAGAUGGAAAAACUGUUGAUAUACUUCCACCUUUUGAUCAGAUUCCAUUAGAUUUUAAUGAUUUCUGUAUUAUUGUAUCCGAACUUGAAAUGCAAUGGAAUCGGAUGCAAAAUAUUUCUGAUGAAAAUGAAAUCAAUCAAAAUAUAGAUUGUGAUGUUGAACGAAUUUCGGAAGGAUCUGAAAAUUCUGAAACAACUGGAAGAGAUAGUUUUACAAGUACAACAACAAUUGAAACGGAUUCGGAUAGCUGCCGAACAUUGAAUUCGAAGAAAAAAACCAAAUCAAAGAAAAAAUCUUCUAGCAGCCAUAAACGAUCAUCUUCUAAUGAAACUACCAAUACAGUCAUUAAUCAAGUUGUAGAGAAAAUUUCCACUCUAUUCAAAUCAUGGGGAAUAGAUCCUGGCAUUAAUAACAAUAAUGAACCAAAUGUUAAUUCUGAAAACACAAAGAAAGAAAAAAAUAGAAAACAUCGUAAUUCUUCAAAAACAAAAAAAUCAAAUUCUUUGAAUAGAAAAGUAUUUACUAGCGAAACGGAUGUAAUUGAAAAAUCUUAUGCACCAAUGUUUAAUUCUCCAUCAACGGCAAUGAUCAAUCCAUCCUAUAUGCCGCCAGAAGAAUAUAUGAUGAGAUCUAGUCAAUCAUUGAAUCAAUUGAAUUUGGAUAUCGAUUAUCGUAAUCAACAACAACAUCAACAUCGUCAUCAUCGACAAUCAUAUCAUUUGAAUCCACCACAUCAACAUCAUCUAAAUCAUUACCAUCAUUAUCCUCCUCGUCAUCGUAAUUCUGUAUCACCAUUUCGUAAAUCAUCAUCACCUCGUCUUGCCUAUAUGGACCAAUCCAAUAUGAACUAUGAAGAUCCUCAUGUGAAUUAUCGUCGUCGUUCCUAUAAUCAACAUCGAUCAUCGACAGCAUUUUUACCGCCACUACAUUCAUCACAUCGUCAGCAAACAUCACAUAUGAUUUCGUCAUCAUCACAAACAUCAAUUAAUUCCAUGAACGAGAAUGGCUAUGAUCUUUAUCUUGGUGGUUAUUUGGAUUCAACAUUGUUACAGGAUAAGAUUAUACCAUCGCUCAAAAAGAAUUCGAUCACGUUCAGUUUGCCAAAGUUUGAUAAACUAGCCAAAUAUGAACGUAUGACACCAUUAGAAGCGAUAAAUAUUGAAAAAUGUCGUCUACUUUUUUUCGUUAUACCGGAGGAUUCAUUAGAUAUUUCAUCAAUGAUUGUGGCCGCCCAUUAUGUUGGAUUGGGCUUUCAAGUGGUACUCUGUAUUCAAUAUAUCGAUCCGGUUAAAUCAAAAUUAGCUUCAAAGUUGAGUCCAAUGGCAGUCAAAGAUUAUAAUCGUGGUCGAUCAUAUCUUUCGGAUAUGGCAACCAAAUCUCAUGUACCGGUUUUCGAUGAUAUCGAUGAAGCAAUUCAAUGCUGUAUUGAUUGUUGUCUCCGUGAACGAUGAUAUAUUUCAUUGCCAAAUAUUAUUAUAUGAAAAUUCGAAAUUCUAGUCGUUUUUUUCUGGAAAAAAAAACACGCACACAGAUAUAUACACCAUCAAUCUACCUGUAACUUAUUCUUUUAGCUGUCGCUAUUCGAUUUUUUUUCAUCUAUGAUUUUUCAUUCACAUUCUUACGCAACGACAGCAUAUUUAUUCGAUUGAAGAAUUGUGUUUUAUUAUAUUUUGUUAUUAUUUUUUUUCGCUACUAUGCUAUCUAUCAAUGAUUAAAAAUUGUCCAUUUUU